Messenger RNA from Camellia sinensis, 953 nucleotides. Lineage: Eukaryota; Viridiplantae; Streptophyta; Magnoliopsida; Ericales; Theaceae. The record is from RefSeq and is a predicted model, not a curated record.
UCUCUCUCUCACACUUUAUUUAUUUAUAUUUUAUUUGUUUAUCUUCAAGGCUUGAAUCUCAUGCUCUAGGUCGAUGACCCUAUGUGAUCUCCAAAUUCGCUCUUAAUCUCCAAAUUCGACUCCCUCAAGUUCUAAUAUCUGUAAAGGAAGAACUGGAGUCACCAUUAUCCCCUGCAAUGGAUGCCGUAAUAAGAGUAUUCAAACAUGUCAAUGGACUACCUGAGCGUGAGGGUGAUGGUAAAGUGCCUGGAGCUACAUUUUGUUCAAUCCGAUUUUUGGUGGCAUCCACGCAAGCCAUUAAUCUAAUUGGAAAGCAAGGCUCUUCAAUCAAAUCAAUACAGGAAAGCACCGGUGCCUCCAUUCGGGUUCUCUCAAGUGAUGAGGUGCCACAUUAUGCCAACUCAGACAAGAGGAUUGUUGAGAUGCAGGGAGAAUCUCUCAAGGUUCUUAAGGCUGUGGAAGCUGUGGUGGGCCACUUAAGGAAGUUCUUGGUGGACCAAAGCGUUCUUCCCCUAUUUGAAAAGAGUUACAAUACACAAGCCUCACAGGAACGCCAAAUAGAAACCUGGGCUGAGAAGUCAUUGCUGCAUAGUACUUCUCAAAUUGGGAUGGAUGCUAAUUAUCCUCUUGCAGUGAAGAGAGAUCCUCUAUUUCACGACCGUGAAACCCAGUUUGAAUCAAAUAUCCAUUCUUCUGUAAUUUCGCUGUAUGGCCAAGAUCCUGGACUUUCAAGAAUGCGUUCUUCGGGACUUGGUCAUGCCAGUGGUCCUUUUGAAACCCAGAUUGCACAAACAAUGCAAAUACCACUUUCUUAUGCGGAGGACAUCAUUGGGAUUGGAGGGGCAAAUAUUGCAUACAUUCGACGUACCAGUGGCGCCAUCCUCUCCGUGCAAGAUGAGAUCACAGUUCACCAUCAGUGGCCAUGGACAGAUCAGAAACAAAGGCUCAAAUAA